AUGCAUCCAGAAUUUCCUGAUGAGGAUAUUAUGGCUUUGUUUGAAGAGGAGGUUGAAGAUGAGGACAAAGAUAAGUGGAUUAUGUGGUUUGAUGCGGAGUACGAGGCAUGUGCCCUUGGGAUCCGAGUAGCGAUCAACUUUAGGGUCAAGUUACUCAAGGUAUAUGGGGACUUGGCAUUGGUAAUUCAUCAGUUGAAAGGUGAAUGGGAGACCAAAGACCACAAAUUGGUGCCUUACCAGGCUUACAUCAGGAAAUUGAUGGAACUCUUUGAUGACAUAUCAUUUCAUCACAUUCCUAGAGAGGAAAAUCAGAUGGUUGACGCCCUUGCCACUCUAGCAUCCAUGUUCAAAGUGAGCCCACACGAAGAUUUGUUGAACAUCAAAUUCAGAUGUCGUGUCAAGCCUGCACACUGUUGUUUGAUAGAAGAAGAGGGGGAUGGUAAGCCUUGGUACUUCGAUAUCAAACGAUACAUUGAAGACAAGGAAUACCCGCCUGAUGCCUUUGACAAUGACAAGAGGAUGUUACGAAGGUUGGCAGCCGGUUUCUUCCUCAGUGGGGAUAUCUUGUACAAAAGAAACCAUGACAUGGUGUUACUUCAAUUUGUGGAUGCAAAAGAGGCCAAACAAAUGCUAGUGGAGGUGCAUGAGGGAUCCUUUGGACACAUGCCAAUGGACAUGUCAUGGCCCAAAAUAUUCUGA
Messenger RNA from Glycine soja, 699 nucleotides. RefSeq lists its product as uncharacterized. Gene Ontology annotation, molecular function: RNA-DNA hybrid ribonuclease activity; nucleic acid binding. The coding region runs from base 1 to 699 and encodes 232 amino acids. The transcript is spliced from 2 exons. NCBI's taxonomy places the organism in Eukaryota, Viridiplantae, Streptophyta, Magnoliopsida, Fabales, Fabaceae. The record is from RefSeq and is a predicted model, not a curated record.